AUGGGAAGCAUUGAACAAGAUUCGUAUAGUUAUUAUCGUUUACAUGAAAAGAUUGCACUUGUUUCUUUAUUAAAAAGAGAAAUGAGAAAACGCACAAUACCGAAUAGCGUUUCUGGCAAUUUCAGUUGUAUAAGUAGUGAUGAGCAUUCAUCCAAGAAACAACUUAAUACCAAUAAUAAUAAUAAUGCAUCAUCAUCAUCAUCAUCAUCAUCAUCACCAACAGCAGAUGAACAUAAUUCAUUACUUCAGUUUCAUAUGAUUAAUGUGAGCCGUGAACGCAAUCUUCAUUUAAGCACAAAUUCAAAUGAUAAGCGCUUAAUCAUUUUUUAUAAUAUUGCAAAUGGAUUAUAUAAAAUGGGCCUUCGAAAUGGAGAUGUUUUAAUAUUCCUCAACGAACUGAAUAUUCUUAAGCCGCCAGUUGCAUUAACAAUCGAUCGUGUUAAAGCGGAAUUUACUAGUCUACGUCGACAGAGUAAAAUAAUACAAAUUGGCGUCUGCCGUAGUUCAGAUCGAUCCUUGUUUAAUAAUACAACAGUAAAACAUUUAGGUGCAUUAGCAUUUGAUGAAUUCAAGAAUCUAUCCUAUACGGAAGAACUUAAUGAAAAUCAAAAACCAUCACCAACUGUUGAAACAAAAAAGCGUGUACAUUUAUUUUCAAACAAAAAGAAAACAUUAUCAAGUAGCAAACGAAAUUCAGCGUCGAAUAGAGAUAGUGGAUUUACUGAAACAGACGAUCCUAGUAUUAUCUCAUAUUCUAAUAAGAAUCAAAGUAAAACAUCAGCAGAACUCAGCGAAGAAGAUGAUUCAUUGGCUACACUAAAAUCAUUAGAUUCAUCUCAACAAUCUAUCAAAAAGAAAACAAGUUCACCUGCCGAUCAAAUGAAUGUUCCAUCAAGCAAAUCAUCGGGUGGAAUCUCACCACAUCAAUUAUUUACUAAAUUCCGUCAAUCUCAACGUAGUUUAGCGACUCAAGUCAUAACUGAUGCCUGUUUCAUAUAUCGUCGUCAAACAGUAAAGAAACCAACUUCCGAUGCUAUGAUUCUUCGUGGCCGUGAAAUAGCCUAUCAAGCAGCUAAUUCCCCUACCAUACCAUCGUCGGUGCCAAGCUAUACUCAUGAUCAAAUUCGAGAACUUUAUGGAGAAGUCGAUAAAAAAACUCGUCGACUACAAGAACAUGAAUAUAUUUUGCAUACACCAAUGAUCGAUGCAUGGCAUGAAAAAUCUCCAUGGAUUUCAUCCUUCCCUGUUAAAAAUCAACUUACCGAAGAAUGUCCAUUACCUAAAUUUCAUCCCGAUAAACUCCAACAAACAAAACGUAUGUCGAGCUAUUUAUCAACAGGUCUAAGUAAUCCACGAAUAAAACCAAUUAAAACUAUUGAUCUUAAGCAUGAUCAAGGUUACGUUCGAGGAAGUUUUCGUACAUCAAUUGCUGAUCGUACAACGAUUAGCCCAUCACCAAUUUUACUUGAUAUUAAUUUCGAUUUUAAUAAACUAUCCUCAAGUACAGAUGACCAGUCGAGUGUCUUUGAAAAUACUCAACAGGGAAUAUCAUGCAUUUCAAAUAAUGAUUCGACUGAAAAAUAUACAGAAAUAACCAAUAACAUUCCAUCAUCGUCAAUGAUGUCAGAUCAAAGUUCAUCAACAAAAAAUUUCAAUGAACAAUCAAUAAUCUCGUCGAAUAAAACAAGUUCAACAACAUCUAAGCUCGCAUUAUCACAAGCGAAGACUUGUGAAACUAUGGAAAUGGAUAGUUUAAUUGAUAUUGAUGACGAAACAACAAUUUCUUACAAUACAGCUGAAGAAUCUCGUUUGGAAACUGAUCCUGACUCAUUGUUUUCAAUUAAAAAUAAUCAAAACGCAAAAAGUCAUCAUCAAUCCAUGGAUACAGAUUCAUUAAGUAGACAUAAUGAUUUUCUAUAUUCUAUGAAAUCACCAGCCAAUAGUUUCUAUGAUGCAUUAACAGCGUCUAUUCAAACAAAUAAUCAACAUAUAUUCAACAAUACUUAUCUAGAACCAAUAGAAAUGCUCAAUCAUCAAGAGAAUCUUUAUGAAAAUCAACCAUCAUCAACGAUCGAUAUUGAUAAUUUGAUAAUGAAAGGUAGAGAUAGAAAUAAAAAUUCAGCGAUUGAUAAUCUUAUUAAAAUAAUCCAUGAUAUCAGCGAAAGACAAUCAUGUGUUAAUGAUACACCUGUUGUCUAUAAUUCUCGAAAAUUACAAAUUGAAGAAGAAUCAAAAACUAAUGAGAACCUUCUUUUAACUGAAAUCUCUCUCAAGAAUCCUACAGAUAAUCAAAACCAACCAUUAAUACUUCAUAAUAUAGAUGAGGUAAUCGAUCAAACAUUACGAAGUCAAUCUCAAGAAUCAACUUCAAAAAAAUUCGAUGAAAUCAAUAAUUUAGAAGCUAUUCCUGAUGAUAUUCAACCAUUAAUUAAAAUAUCUCCUGAACCCGAACAAUAUUUAAAUACAGUAGAAUCGAACAUUUCACCUAUAGACGAUCUAUCUCCAAUAUUUAACAGAUCUAUUUUAACAAAUCAGAAUGAUAACGAUGAUUCAUUUAUUAUUGAAGAAAAUCGAUCUUAUGAAAUAACGAAUGAUGCUGAUGAAGAUUUUGAAAGUUUAUAUCAACGUUAUUUAACUAAUCUUGAACAAUAUCAAUCAAUGAUGCAACAAAUUAAUGAAUAUGAACAAAAAGAAAAAUUACUAACGCCCAUAACCGAAGAAUCAAAAUUGUUGAUUGAUCUUGACAUGAACGAUAAAGAUUUAAAACCAAAUGAUAUCGAACAAUUUUGUUUUGCAAUAAAUGUAAAACGCCAAUCAAAUCAUAUUGGUCAUUAUGGUUUUGAAUUAGGAGAAACAUCCGAUGGAAAAAUAAUUGUUUCUUCAAUUAUUGAUUCAUAUUAUUGUCCAGAUUUAAAUAUCGACGAUGAAAUUAUCGGUAUAAAUAAUACUUUUACAUUUACAACACUUGAACAAUAUUAUUUAUUAUUUCAUUCUUUAUGGUAUAAACCAUGUGAAUAUGUACAAAUAUUUAUUAAUAAAUCAAGCAAUAUUUCCAUCAUAAAAGGUACAUACAAAUAG
This is a messenger RNA of Rotaria socialis, 3078 nucleotides long. The record is from the annotation of a GenBank genome assembly. Lineage: Eukaryota; Metazoa; Rotifera; Eurotatoria; Philodinida; Philodinidae.